Messenger RNA from Penicillium brevicompactum, 3438 nucleotides. RefSeq names its product DDB1/RSE1 family protein. The record is from RefSeq and is a predicted model, not a curated record. The coding region runs from base 1 to 3438 and encodes 1145 amino acids. Gene Ontology annotation, molecular function: protein binding; nucleic acid binding. Gene Ontology annotation, cellular component: nucleus; site of double-strand break. Gene Ontology annotation, biological process: proteasome-mediated ubiquitin-dependent protein catabolic process; DNA repair. Lineage: Eukaryota; Fungi; Ascomycota; Eurotiomycetes; Eurotiales; Aspergillaceae. The transcript has 4 exons.
AUGGCCUAUGUCGUGCCCAUCCACGAUCCGACUUGCGUUCGCCAUGCGGUCAAGCUCAACUUUUUCUCAGCCGAGGAAGAAUGCUUGGUUGUUGCCAAAACAAGUCGUCUCGAGUUCUACACAGUCACCGAAGAUGGGCUCACCCUCGAAGCAACUCGCAAGAUACCUGCGCAAAUAACGAUGCUUGAAAGGCUUCCAGCACCUUCAAACUCACCUACUGAUCACUUGUUCAUCGGCACCAACCAAUACAAUUACUUCACCACAUCGUGGGAUCCGGAAGAGAACGUGAUCAAAACAGCACGCAGCUGCGUCGAUAUUGCCGAACCAUCCUCGAGACACUCUAACUACGCACAGCGCUGCCUCGUUGAUCCUACCGGGCGAUUCAUGACACUGGAGAUCUACGAGGGCGUGAUAGUUGUGGUGCCUAUUGUCCAACCGACGAAGAAGCGAGGCCGGACAUCAACGGUUCAUGCAGAUAAUCCUCCCCAGGUGGGAGAGCUUGACAAGCCGACUACAUCCCGAAUAGACGAGCUGGUUGUCCGAUCUUCUGCCUUUCUCCAUUCAGAAUCAAACCCGUGGCUGGCGUUACUGUAUGAGGACAAUGCGCAAAAGGUGCGUUUGAGGAUCCGAGAGUUGGAAUUCACUCCUGGAACAUAUGGGACUCCUCCCGAUGCCACUUUCAAUGAGGUUCAAGAUCUUGAAGGAGGGCAGUUCGGCCAAGAGCUUGAUCUUGGCUCUUCGCAUCUGAUCCCAAUUCCAGCCCCGCUGGGUGGUCUCAUUGUACUCGGCGAAACUUCCAUAAAAUACAUUGAUGAUAAUGCCAACAAUGUGCUCACGCGGAAUCUUGACGAGGCGACUGUCUUUGUCGCUUGGGAAAAAAUCGAUAGCCAGCGGUGGCUUCUAGCAGAUGACUACGGGAGGCUUUCCUUUUUGUCAUUCAUUUUGAACAGACAAGGUGAAAUUGACGACUGGAAACUCGAAAAUCUGGGCACCACUGCUCGCGCUUCUGUCCUCGUCUAUCUGGGUGGUGGCAUGUUGUUCGUUGGAUCUCAUCAUGGCGACUCACAGGUGCUUCGACUGGAUGGUAGCUCGUUUGAGGUUAUUCAAGUUCUCUCCAACAUUGGUCCGAUUCUUGAUUUCACUAUCAUGGAUCUCGGAAACCGCACAGAUGAGACCCAAACCCAUGAGUUCUCGUCUGGUCAGGCUCGCAUUGUGACAGGAUCUGGCGCAUUCGACGAUGGAACCCUGCGAAGUGUGCGUAGUGGCGUUGGUAUGGAAGAGCUUGCUGUGUUGGGUGAUAUGGAACACAUCACAGAUCUCUGGGGGCUGCGAACCCAGAACACGACCAACCCUGAAUCACUGGACACGCUGGUUGUCACCUUCGUGGACGAAACCCGAGUGUUCCAAUUCGGCCCCAAUGGCGAAGUGGAGGAGUUGGACCAGUUCCUCGGGCUUGCACUCACAGAGAACACCUUGCUUGCAGCGCGUUUGCCUGGCGACCGUAUCCUCCAGGUCACAGAAAAGCGAGUUUUGGUGGUUGAUAUAGAAAGUGGAAUGGUCACUUUCCGGUGGGAGCCUUCAAACCAGAAACACAAAUUGAUCACUGCCGCCUCGGCUAGCGAUGACAACCUUGUCUUGGUUGUAAGUGGUCGGAUCGUAUCAUCCUUCGAUCUGAGAGGCAAUGUCAAGCCCAUCACAGAAAAGGACUUCGGUGAUGACAAGCAAAUCUCUGGUUUGACUGUUCCAUCUACCCCAGGGGGCAUCUUCAUCGCUGGUUUCCCCCAAUUGGCUCAAGUCUCUGUCUUUUCGAUCAAUAAUUUGACAGAGCUACAUGCCAGAUCACUUGGCCCCGCCGGCGAGAGUUUCCCACGAUCAGUUCUGGUGGCCCAAGUACUCGCCAACAGCCCACCAACCCUCUUUGUCUCCAUGGCAGAUGGGUGUGUUGUGACAUUCUCGCUCAAUCCGGAGGAUAACUCGCUCAGUGGAAACAACAAGCUAGUCCUUGGUUCUGAGCAGCCAAUCUUCAAGAAGUUACCCAGGGGUGAUGGUCUAUACAAUGUGUUCGCCACUUGUGAAAACCCCAGCCUGAUCUAUGGCUCAGAAGGUCGAAUCAUAUACUCCGCUGUGAACUCCGAAGGUGCCACACGAAUUUGUCAUCUGAACGCGGAGGCUUACCCUAACGCUAUUGCGGUGGCUACCGAGACAGAGCUGAAGAUUGCUCUAGUUGAUAAAGAACGCACGACUCAAAUCCAAACAUUACCAAUGGGUUCGACUGUGCGACGUGUUGCGUAUUCGCCAUCGGAAAAGGCGUUUGGACUCGGAAUCAUCGAACGCACGCUCGUGGCCGGCGAUGAGCACGUCAAAAGUCAUUUUGUCCUCGCUGAUGAGAUCCUUUUCCAAAAGCUUGAUGUGGUCGAGCUAGGCGCCGACGAGCUGGUCGAGAGUGUUGUACGAGCCGAGGUACCAGCUGGAAAGGAUGAGCAUGGCAGAGAAACAACUAGAGACCGAUUCGUCGUCGGUACGUCUCUUCCAGAAGAUGAUGCAUCGGAUAGCUUUGGCGGCCGAAUUCUCGUAUUGGAAGUUGAGCACGGCCGCAAGCUAAGCCAAGUUGCUGAGUUGAAGGUUCGAGGUGCUUGUCGGGCUCUUGCCACGAUGGGCGAUUGCAUUGUUGCAGCUCUCACUAAGACUGUUGUGGUCUACAAGAUGCAAACCAACAAUGUUGGACCGAUGAAACUUGAGAAACUCGCUUCAUACCGGACCUCGACUGCGCCCGUUGACAUUACUGUUGUCGGAAACUUGAUUGCCGUUGCGGAUCUCAUGAAGAGUUUAUGUCUCGUCAGAUAUGAGCAGGGCAAAAAUGGAGAGCCCGAUGAACUUGUUGAAGUCGGCCGCCACUACCAAACAGUUUGGUCCACAGCAGUUGCCUGUGUUGGUGAUGAAACCUUCCUUCUAGGCGAUGGCGAAGGCAAUGUUAUCGUUCUUUCUCGAAACCAGGAAGGCGUCACCUCACAAGACAAGCAUCGUCUAGUUGCGACCAGUGAGAUCUCGCUGGGAGAAAUGGUGAAUAGAAUCCGGCCGGUGAACAUCCCACACCUCGCGAGUGCAGCAGUCACACCACGCGCCUUCAUGGCAACCGUCGACGGCUCCAUCUACCUGUUUGCAAUGAUAAAUCCGGAUUACCAAGACUUCCUCAUGACACUGCAGACAGUACUUUCCACCAAAAUCGUCUCCCUAGGCGACCUUUCAUUCGAUAAGUAUCGCGGCUUCCGUACUGAGGUCCGCGCUGCUGAUGCGCCAUACCGUUUUGUGGAUGGCGAGCUUAUCGAGCAAUUCUUGAACUGCUCGCCAAGCAUGCAGCAGGAGAUCGUGGACGAGGUUGGCUCCUCUGAUGUAGAGGAGGUCAAGAAGAUGAUCGAGGGGUUGCGACGACUGCACUGA